UGCAGGAGCCUGUAGAUGACUGUCACUGUGUCAUGUCAAAUCUCAUGUGAGACACGAUAAGAUGCAUGUUUUUAAGAUAUGACAAUGAUUAUUUAUACAAUAAUUGAUUGUUUAUUGGCAUUAGAUCAUUUGAAAGGAUUUAGAACAUAGACUCAGUUCUGCUGUGCAACAGACAUGAGGAACUUCCUCACAUCUAUGUGGUCAGUGUCAUACUGCUAUAUCUGCACUUCCUGUAGUAGCUGUGAGAGUGAGUGUGAUCUAUAGAGAGUGUUCAUUAUGAUCAGACUCGGUGCAGCAGUUGGUCAGUGUGUGUUUAGCUCCAAUUCUCUCUUUGGAUUAAUGUGUGUGUUUGGGUCCUCAGUCAGAAUGCAGGUGUGUUUUCUUCUCCUCCUUAUACAACUUCAUGUCACUGAAGGCUGCAGACUGGAAGGAAACAGAGAGACAAAAGAGAUCACUGCAUACACAGGAGGUUCAGUACUGCUGCCCUGCUCCUGCACUGACCUCCACACCAAACCUGAGACAUUCACAUGGUGGAAACUAACAAAUGAUUGGGUAGAGAUAUCUCCUGAGAGUGAGCAGUACAAAGACAGAUUUCAGCUGGUUAAUGAUCUCUCUUCAGGAAAUCUCUCUCUGCUCAUAUCACACCUGUCUGAAGAGGAUGGAGGAGAUUACAUGUGUGAUCUUAAAGUGAGUGAAUACAGAGACUUCAGACUCACUGUUAAAGGUUGCACACUGAAUAAUCAGACAGUGACUGUGACUGGAUACGUGGGACAGUCUGUCCUUCUGCCCUGCUCCUGCUCUGAACUACAAGCCAAACCACACACUUUCAGAUGGGUCUAUUUUAAAGGAUCUGAUCGUAUAACGAUCUUCCCAAAGAACGAGACAAAUCGCUACACAGACAGAGUUCAGAUCUUUAAUGAUCAUCUUCCAGGAAAUCUCUCUCUGCUCAUAUCACACCUGACUGAACAGGAUGGAGGAUGGUACGGGUGUGAGAUCAGCAACAAUAUCGAUGCAAACAUCAAACUUAUAGUACAAGACGCACCAACAAGACCUUCAGCAUCCAGACCAGUGAUCACAACAACUUCACCUAAUCCUGAACCAGAGCGUCUUCCCUUCGUCCCCUUUGCCCUGAUGACUGUGAUCUUUCUGCACAUCAUCGUGGCUGUGGUCUAUUGCAGAACCAGAAAGAAAGUUUACUCUCCAGGUCCUGAUAGAGUUCAUUACAGCAGAGCUGAUGGAGAUGGAGCAGUGAGUCUGCAGUGGAGAAGAACUCAAUCAGCUGAUCCAUCAAUACAUUAAUAAACAGAUUUAUUCAUAAAUAGUCCUGCAUAAGUAGUUCUGUAAAUACCGAAGCUUCAUUUUUUAUUCACGAUUUGUCCUUUCCAACCUUUUAGACGUUCAGCUUUCAUUUUCUGCCUAAUAAUAUUUUAACUAAUCGUAGAAUAUGUGUGGUUUAGAUUUAAAAGUAGAUCAUUUAGAGUUUUAUACCUGAUUCUCACAUGCUUUUGAAGCCUGCUUCACUUUCACAAUAUUUACAUCAUUAAAAACUAGGCACAUUGUAUUUUUCCCCUCAGAAAAUAUUGUAAUGUUCUUGGUCCUGUAUUGUAAAUGCGAUCAGAACUGAUGUAUUCUGACUAACACUGGUG
Messenger RNA from Ictalurus punctatus (channel catfish), 1646 nucleotides. RefSeq lists its product as uncharacterized. Bases 277 to 1299 code for a protein of 340 amino acids. The record is from RefSeq and is a predicted model, not a curated record. NCBI's taxonomy places the organism in Eukaryota, Metazoa, Chordata, Actinopteri, Siluriformes, Ictaluridae. Gene Ontology annotation, biological process: T cell costimulation; cellular response to lipopolysaccharide; immune response. Gene Ontology annotation, cellular component: external side of plasma membrane. The transcript has 6 exons.